Molecule: messenger RNA, 999 nt
Organism: Ilyonectria robusta
Lineage: Eukaryota; Fungi; Ascomycota; Sordariomycetes; Hypocreales; Nectriaceae
Exons: 2
Coding region: 1-999 (332 amino acids)
Source: RefSeq, a predicted model, not a curated record
AUGCUUGACCAGGUAAUCAACUGCACUGAGCCCUGCCAUGAGCUCAAGCAGCAGAUCGCCGCUGCCCUAUGGGACACUCCUAGAUCGGAAAUCGCUAGUCUCCACUUUUUCUUUACAUACUACGCCAAACAAUGCGAGCUUAUCGCACUGCAUGAGGGCGGUACCCAUGUGUCACUGAAGACGCACCAAGAUAUCAUGAGAAUUGUCCAGUUAUUCAAAGACAACCGCACACACGACGAGAUUUUACUUUUGACUGGUACCUCCAGGGCAGACAGCCAGCGAGACUACUCAAUCGAUCUGGCAGCUCGAUUGUAUCUCAUGGUGGAGUUUGGAAACCUACCGUAUGUGUAUUCUGGCUGCAAGCAGUUGGAAUGGACUCAAGGAAGCCUCCGCGACUUCAUUGUGGAAAGGUUCGAGAAGAAGCCAGAGCUUGGCCACGACAAUAUCAAGCUUGAAAAGAUCUUCAAUGCGCGUAACUUGAGGAAAAUCGGAGGUGUUGAAGUCGCUUGGACUGCGAACCUUGCCGACCACCUUCGUUUGAUGAAGGAUGAUACGGUUGUUGCCAUUUUUCACCACGCUUCAUUCCUGAGGCGGCAGCAAAGGGACGCUUCCCUUUAUCCAAAGGAACUCAUCACAGAGACACUGAAUACGAUUGCUCUUCUCUUCCCAAAGUGGGACCACGACACACGAGCUUGGUAUCUUCAAGAAUCUUCACUCCGCGGGCUUGACACGUAUGCCAUUGAGGUUGGGCAUCUGGAUACGGACCAGAGGCAGAUCGAGAACUUCACUUACUGGCACGAUCGCUUGGUAAUCCUGAAACAAGUUUUCGACGAGGCGAGGCCGAACACCUUGCAACAUUGGUGGAAUGAUCGGAGGAACGCAGUUCAGUGGUAUACUUUCUGGGUUGCAAUUCUUAUUCUUAUUUUGACGGUCUUUUUCGGUUUGGUUCAGUCUAUUGAAGGAGCGUUACAAGUAUAUAAGGCAUUCAACCCUAAUUGA